Messenger RNA from Cinara cedri, 1020 nucleotides. NCBI's taxonomy places the organism in Eukaryota, Metazoa, Arthropoda, Insecta, Hemiptera, Aphididae. The record is from the annotation of a GenBank genome assembly.
AUGGACCAAAAAUUAAUUCAGGAUUUCAAUCAAGAUUUGAAAAAAGAGGAAGCUAUUGGAUAUUUAUCUAAUCUAUGUUUAGGUUUCUUUAAAAAUAUUAAACAUCCGAUUUUUAAAGGAGUAAUUAAAAUAAAUUUUAAAAGACCAAAAGAUGAUGAUGCAUUGAACAGAUGGGCUUCUACAACCGCAGCAAUACCAACUGUUGGAAAAGUUAUUAUUGAUGAUUUUAAGAUUACAAUCCCAUCAGUGGAAUAUCAAGAAAUGUAUAAAAUACAAUUAAUAANUAUUAAAGAACCGAUUUUUAAAGGAGGAAUUAAAAUAAAUUUUAAAAGAACAAAAGAUAAUGAUGCAUUGUACAGAUGGGCUUCUACAACCGUAGCAAUACCAACUGUUGGAAAAGUUAUUGUUGAUGGUUUUAAGAUUACAAUUCCAUCAGUGGAAUACCAAGAAAUGUAUAAAAUACAAUUAAUAAAUGAAUUAACAAAAUUAUCUUAAGGAAAUAAUUACAGGUUAAAUUUUAGAUCUUGACAAUGUAUAGAUGAAACUAACAUAAGUGGAAAAACAUUCAAGAAAAAUAUCGCUAGUACAUAUAGAAAUAUCCAUAAUCCAUUAUUCGCAAUUGUAGAUUUUCAAACAAAUGGAUUAGAAACACAAGAAAAAAAAGCUUCUAUAUUUCAACAUUGUAAUGUAAAAAAUAUUUGGUUAGAAAUUGACGGACAAAGAUAUCCACAGGAAUCAUUAAACUUAGAUUGGAAAAAUGAAAAGUUUUCACUUGCUUAUGAUAUGUAUAUGUCAUAUAAGAAAACUUUUUAUAAAACACAUCAAGAACUUCCUCUGAUGUAUCUUGAUCCUAGAAGUUUUAAAAGUUCAAGACCAAUGUAUGUAUUAAAUCUUACUAGACAACCGGAUAAUGUUAGUGGAAAUAGAAAUAAUAUUAUUUUGAAUGCAGAAUUUAAUGAGGAUGUACCAAAUGAUACAAUUUGCUAUAUUUGUUUAGUUUCAACUUCUGAAUUUACAUAG